GGAUCAGCCUUUAAACCUCCGCCCCGCCGCUGUGCCUCAGUCUGUUCGGUUCGGUUCGGCGGGAUGGCUGACGGUCCGCCGGUGGUCGUGGAGGGGGACUGGGAUCCGUCCCAGCAGAAAAGCGUCAAGCUGAAGCUGCAGGUUUACUUCCAGAGCAAGAAGAAGUCUGGCGGAGGAGACUGCCGGGUGGAGCUGGAGGACGACGCCGCCAGAGUCUACUUCAGCUCCGGGGAGGUGAGGGAGGAGGUCCUCAAGAGGAAGAACCAUGAAAUCGUCUUGGAGAAGGAAACCAUCAAGUUGAAGCUGAGCUCAGAUCCCAGUCAUCAGCUGAUGGGAUCCACAAGCAUUCAGGAGGAUUCAGCAGGUUCAAAUAGUUCGGAACCAAAAGAGAAACCCGGAGGUGGAGCUUCAUGCAGAAGCCAAACAUGUGGAGCUUCUGUUGCAAAAGUCUCCUCCAGUUUGGAACAACCAGCUGACAAAAACUCAGAGCUGGAUCCAAGCCCAGCUGUGGUUCUGGAGAACGUCUCUGCUGGAAUGUCCAAAGAUGUGCUGAUGAUGCUGGUGGAGAACAUUUCUGGUGUGGAGGAAGAGGACUUCAGUCUGGAGAUCCACUUGGAGUCUAACAGCGCUGUGGUCACCUUCAACAACCCAACAGAUGCAGAGAAGUUCCUGUCUGUGAGUCAGGACAACAAAAAGCUGCAGAAGCAUGGACUGACCGCUCGACUACCAGAGCCAGCCAAGAGCGUCCGAGUAGAGAUUCCAUCAGCCUCGGAGCUGGAUCCAAGCCCAGCUGUGGUUCUGGAGAACGUCUCUGCUGGAACGUCCAAAGAUGUGCUGAUGAUGCUGGUGGAGAACAUUUCUGGUGUGGAGGAAAAAGACUUCAGUCUGGAGAUCCUCUGGGAGUCCAGCAGAGCCGUGGUCAUCUUCAACAACCCUACAGAUGCAGAGAAGUUCCUUUCUGCGAGUCAAAGGAAGCAAAAGCUGCAGAAACAUGGACUGACUGCUCAACCACUGGAGGCAGCAAAGAGCGUCCGAGUGGAGAGUCUUCCUCCAUCUGUGGGCUCUGACAUGCUGGAGCUUUGGUUUGAGAAGAACUGGGUUUCGCCAAACAACAUCAUCAUGAUCCCAGAAGAACAAGCUGCUAUCGUGUCUUUCCAUGACCCCAAAGUUGUUCAAAGUAUUUGCAGAACAGUAAACCACAUGCUACGGUCCAUCCCUGUCAACGUGUACUCUUACUAUGAAUCUCUUGGAAGUGCCCUGUACGGCAAAGACCGGCCAACCUGGGAAAUGCCCAAGCCCUUGACAGAAAGUGUCCACCCUGUGAUCUGGAAGUUCCUCCACAUGAAGAAUCUGUUGAAAAGCAUCAGUGAUCAGAUGAGCCCUCACUUCUGCAGUGUGAAGAUAGAUGACCCUGAAGCACAACUCAGCCCUCUGCAGAGCUUUUUAUGGCAGAAAGGUCUAACUGCUACAGAUGUAGAGAACUGGACACAGAACGCCCAACAGGCCUUCCACCGUUUAAUGUCUGAGUACUCUGCCUUUGAGUGUGUGAUGAGUACAAAAGCUUGGAAAGUUGCAGAGAUGGACAUCAGUUCAGUAACAAAGGAGGUUGCUGCUGUUGACUUUGAUACUUCAAGAGAAGUUUUGUCUGUUGCCGGUCGAGCUGAUGACAUGCAGAAAAUCAGAGCUCCUGUGGAGAACAUUGUGCUUAAAGCAAUGAGUCUCAUUGAACGGCAGGAAAAAGGCAUCACAGAGGACAUGCAGUUGUCCCCUGCAUGGUUCUUCAUCCUGAAGCAGGAAGGGCUGCAGAAAGCUGCCAUGGACAUCUCACCAGAGCUGCUCCUCUCAUACAAUGAAGGAACCGAGAAGUUAACCAUGAAAGGACUCUUUGAAGAAGUUUUGAAAAUGAAGUCAUGGACCUCAGAGAAGUACAUGAAAAUGCCUAAAAAAACAGUAUUUAUUCCACCAGCAAUUCUAGAGUAUCUCAAGACCAUGAAUCCCAUGGAAAUGUCAAAGUACUUGUUUACUUCUCAUGGCAUAAGUGCAGUAUACUGCAUUGACACCAAAGGGAUUGUCCUGAUGGGGACUUCUGACAAAGUCCUUGCCGAUGCAGAGGAGAAGAUUAAGGCAGAACUGCUUGUUCAGUCUCUUCAUGUGAAAGAUAAGGAAGUUCUGAAGCUUAAAACCUGGGAAGACCUGAACAAAAACCUGCUUGAUGGCUUCAACAGCUCAAGCAAGAAAACAGUCACAAUUCAGCUCGACCAAGAAAGACAACUCAGGGUCUCUGUGGCUGGCUUUAUGAACCCUGUCAAAGAGGUGAGCAGUGCUUUGAGGAAGUUCAUUGAAGACAACUCAAGAGUUAAUGAAGACAUCCGUUUCCGUUCCAGUGCUGCUGUUGGGUUCAUGGAAAAGAAAAAAAGAUGGAGUUGGCUUAGCAUUGCCAAAGAAAACAAUGUGUUUGUCAAAUUUGAUUCAGAAAGGUCAAGAAUGACCUUCAGUGGGGCUAAUAUCAAUGUCCAGAAAACAAAAACCGCUAUCCUGGAACUGGUUAAUGCUCUCUGCACUGACACCUUAACUGUGGACAAGCCUGGUGCCAAAAAGUUCUUCCAGUCUCAGGGAAGCAUGUUCUUGUCCACAAUAAUGACAGAGUUGAACUGUGUUGUGCUGCUUCAGUCUGAGAUUCCAGAGGAAGAGGAGGAAGAGAGCUUUGGUGAAGAAAACAGUCUUUGUUACUGUAGAGUUCAGACCAACUCUGGUCUUCAGCUUUCCGUCAGCAGAGGAGAUAUCUGCAGUUUUAGUGUUGACGCCGUGGUCAAUGCAGCCAAUGAAGACCUGCAACACUUUGGUGGCCUGGCGUUGGCGCUGCUUAAGGCUGCAGGCCCACAGCUCCAAAAGCUCAGUGACGAUUACGUGGCUAAAAACGGAAAAGUAAGGCCAGGCGACGCCGUCGUAACAGAUGCAUGCAACCUCUCCUGCAAGUACGUCAUCCAUGCAGUCGGUCCACGGUUCUCUGACUAUGACAAGAAGAACUCUGUGUCCCGACUGAAGUCUGCAGUUAAGGAAAGUCUGAGGGAAGCAGAGAGGGUCAACUGUUCCUCCAUCGCACUUCCAGCAAUCAGCUCAGGCGUGUUUGGUUUUCCUGUUCAGCUCUGCGCUGACACCAUAGCCCAGGCCGUGAGGGAGUUUUGUGACAGUCCGCAAGGUCCACGGACCUUGACCGAGAUUCACCUGGUUGACAACAAAGAAGACACCAUCAAAGUCAUGGCCACGGCUGUUAGCAAGGAGUUCAGUGACCUCGGACCGGUCAUGACAAUCCCCCAGCAGAAGAGCAACAAGGGCCCCAAGCCUUCAGGUGGAUAUGCACGGGGUCGAGGGAGAGGUCGAGGUCACAAUCAGGGAUACAAAGGCAGACAACCUGGUGGUAGAGGAGGAAGAGGAGGAGGAGUGGGGCCUUUUGAAAGUCAUGCUGAGAAGAAGGGAGGUCAGAGCUCCCGUGAACAGCGUAAGCAAGAACAAUAUGGAGGGGCGAGGAGGAUGGAGGAGCCGAGCAUUACUUUGGUUCAAGGAAACAUCGAGGACCAGAACACUGACGUCAUCGUCAACACCAUCGCAGAUAACUUGAACCUAACUCAGGGAGCCGUGUCCAAGGCCAUCUUGCGGGCAGCCGGUGACAAACUGCAGACCGCCAUCCGCGCCAAAGCCGGAGUGUCUUCUGUGCCGUUUGGGACGGUUGUCAUCACGGACGGCUUCAGACUCAACUGUCAGAAAGUGUUUCAUGCCGUCUGUCCUGUUUGGGACAACAGGCACGGCCAGGCAGAGAAGGAUUUUGUUUCCAUCAUCAAGUUCUGUCUGGAAGAAGCAGAGAAGCUUCACAUGGCAUCGCUGACCUUCCCCGCCAUUGGGACUGGGAACCUGGGCUACCCAAGAGCCUUGGUCGCCAACAUCCUGCGGAGGGAGAUCCAGUCGUUUGGCCUUAAGAGUCAGCCCCACUUUCUGAGGAGGGUGGUCAUAGUUGUGCACCCCAGCGACAGUAAAACUGUGGAGUGUUUCUCUCAGGAGUUUUCUGUUCCAACGGAUUCAGGGAACGUCCUGCAGGAAUUUGCAGCUGCAGCUUCACCGCUCGGCCAAUCAGAGGAGUUCUGUGUUUUGGAACCAGAAUUUGAAGCAGGACAGGGGCCGGAAUAUGGAUUUGGAUCAGGAUCUGGAUCAGGAUCUGGAUCAGGCUCUGGAUCAGGAUCUGGAUCAUCGUCCUUCAGCGUGGUCUCCUCCCCCUCCCUCGGCGUGUACCACAUGCAGCUGGGCCAGCUCACCUUGGAGGUGUCCUCAGGCGACAUCACCAAGGAGUCCUGUGAUGCCAUCGUCAACUCUACCAAUUCGACCUUUGACCUCAACACAGGAGUUUCUAAGGCGAUCUUAAGCAGCGCUGGACCCACCGUUCAGAGGGAGUGUGCACAGAUCGUGGCUUCUCCGGGUUACCAGCCUGGUGGGAUGAUCAUGACCGGAGCUGGUCUGCUGCCCUGCAGACACAUCGUCCACAUCACCAUCCAGAACAACGUCAGCCACAUUAAAAACAUGGUUUUUAAAGUGCUCAAGCUCUGCGAGAAGAAUAAGUUCACGUCUGUCGCCUUUCCAGCUUUGGGAACAGGUCUUGGAGGAAGCCAUCCGUCAGCUGUGGCCAACGCCAUGGUUGAUGCCGUGGUGGACUUUGUGAGGAAGAAAACCCCCCAGUUUGUUCAGAGAGUGAAGAUCCUGAUCUUCCAGACGGAAAUGAUUACAGACUUUCACAACAGCAUGAAGAAGAGACAAGGAGAGGAGGUGCAGGAGAAGAGCCUCUAUGGGAAGGUCAAAGACACCAUCACUUCAUUUUUUGGGGGCGAACCGGAGCGUCCCGCUGACGUCCGUCUGCAGAAGGAGGAGUUCGAACCCGCGGUGUUUCAGCUGUGUGCCGAGAACCAACAGACUGUAGAUGAGGCGAAAAAGAAGAUCAACCAGCUGAUCGUGGCCGAGCAGGCGAGGAGAACCAUCACUGACCCGUACAUACGUCAGCUGUCUCAGGCCCACAUGGACGAGCUGAACCAACUUCAGAGAAGACUGACGGUGAGAAUCAGCCUGGAAAGAGGCCAAGAAGAGGACGAAACCAAGAUCCAUCUGGAGGGUUUGACCCGGGACGUCGCAAGCGCUGAGGGAGAAAUCAGAGACAUCAUUCGGAAAGUUGAGAGGAGCGAGGCAUUGAAGACCAAAGCCACCCUGGUGAGCGGGCUGGUGGAGUGGCAGUACCGGGACCAAAAGGGGAACAUGGUUCCCUUCGACAUGUACAUGAACCUGAGACUGGAGGAAGCUCUGGAGAAGAAACAACCCGUGAAGAUCAAAAUCAACGACAAAGACUUUGAUGCUGAUCCAGAAAAAAGGAAAGCGGUUUUAGUUAAUGGGAUGACGAAUGUGGAGCUGCUCAGGAAAAACCUGAAAGAGCCUGAAAAUCCUCUGCCUCCACACUGGGACGACAUGAAGGAUGAAAUCAUGAAGCUGGUUCCUGUGGCUGCGGGGUCGCAGGAGCACGCCGCCGUGAUGGCCAACGUUACACCGAGCGGCUUCUCCAUUACCGUCAUCUCUAUCGAUCGGGUCCAGAAUUCCUGUCUGUGGCAGAGUUUCCAGCUCUUGAAGAAGCAGAUGGAGCUGAAGAACAAGCACAACAACAAUGAAAAGGUUCUGUUCCACGGCACGUCUGCUGACUCCACCGACCAGAUCAACACCAAGGGAUUCAACCGCAGCUACGCAGGACGAAACGGUGCGAUGUUCGGGAACGGCUCCUACUUCGCCGUGGAUCCCGCCUAUUCGGCUCAGAACUACGCCCAACCCGACAACCAGGGGCACAAACGCAUGUACCAGGCCCGGGUUCUGGUCGGGGAUUUCACCCAGGGAAGUUCUGGCAUGAUUAUCCCUCCCUCCAAAUCUGGGCAGUCAGCUGACCUGUACGACAGCGUGACGGAUAACAUAAACUCCCCAACCAUGUUUGUGGUGUUCAAUGACACCCAGGCGUACCCAGAAUACCUCAUCACCUUCACAUGAGCCUCCUGAGCUGUUCAGCACCCCAAGUACCAGAAAAACGCUUCCAGUUCUGUAAACCAUCUUCACCGUUUGGUUUUGGGCUCAGAGGGAUUUGGGUUUAAGUGACUAUUUUAGAGAAAAAGAGAUUUGAUCAGUUCAGGUUCAGAUCAUUGAGCCUUCAAGUGUGUUGGAAGAAAGAAAGAGCAGAUGGAGAUAAUUCAGAGUCUUUGAAUGUUUAAGUUUUAGUUUUUUCUUCUGUUCACUGUUCAACAAUGAUGAGAGGAAGGAAGCUGAUCUAUAUUCUACUGUUCUAUCAAUCUGUCCACGUUAAUAAAGACACUGAUUGGACCUGAA
Oryzias latipes (Japanese medaka) is the source of this 6396-nucleotide messenger RNA. RefSeq names its product protein mono-ADP-ribosyltransferase PARP14. The record is from RefSeq and is a predicted model, not a curated record. Gene Ontology annotation, cellular component: cytoplasm; nucleus. Gene Ontology annotation, molecular function: NAD+ poly-ADP-ribosyltransferase activity; transcription corepressor activity. Lineage: Eukaryota; Metazoa; Chordata; Actinopteri; Beloniformes; Adrianichthyidae. Gene Ontology annotation, biological process: protein poly-ADP-ribosylation; negative regulation of gene expression.